This is a messenger RNA of Trichoplax adhaerens, 846 nucleotides long. RefSeq lists its product as uncharacterized. Lineage: Eukaryota; Metazoa; Placozoa; Uniplacotomia; Trichoplacea; Trichoplacidae. Gene Ontology annotation, cellular component: nucleus. The coding region runs from base 1 to 846 and encodes 281 amino acids. Gene Ontology annotation, molecular function: DNA-binding transcription factor activity, RNA polymerase II-specific; RNA polymerase II transcription regulatory region sequence-specific DNA binding. The transcript is spliced from 5 exons. The record is from RefSeq and is a predicted model, not a curated record.
AUGGAAGAUUCAGGAUUUUCAGAUAGUAACACAUGUAAUUCGUCAUGCAACUCUGAAGAUAUACCUUCACCAGUACGUAGGAAAAGAAAGCGCAAUCCAAACCUGACACCCGAAGAAAGAAGAUUUAAUCGAAAAAUUAAAAAUCGUAUAGCAGCUCAGGCAGCUAGAGAUAAAAAGAAGGAGCUAAUGAAUUAUUUGGAAUCGAAUGUAGAUGUUUUACGAAAUGAGAAUCAAAAACUAAGAAAUGAAAAUGAUAUGCUUAAAAUUAAAAUUGAACAACUGUCGCAAGAAAACUCAUCUUUAAAGAGCGAGUCUGAAAUAGUCCUCGCAACUAUGCAAGAAUAUAUAGAACAAUGUGACCUUAUUGACACGAAAGAUUUAUCAGGUCCUGUUGAAAUGCCUGCUGAGCCAGCAGUGCUCUACGUUUCUCCGCAGCAGAAAAGGGCAUUACUUCUGUACCUGUAUCUUGUGUCAGUUAUAAUGAAUUUGAGAAGAUUUCUAUCACACUCAAUCGUCUUGCUGUAUCCUGAACGAGAAACUAUUGUAAUAUUUCAUAAAUUUGGAUUGGAUAAUAAUGAAUAUCUACAAGACGAUACUUUCGCAGACGAUUUCACAUCACUAUUUCACACUGAAGACCAACAGAGUUUUAACAGUAAAAAUGACGUACCGAGGGAACAUAUUACUAGCGAUGGUUACCUGAAUAAGUUUUCGAUGGAAUUGGAAGCCGUUAUGCAAGAUUUAGCUCAAAAUGAUUAUGACUAUACAACCUUUAUAGCUCCUAACAGUCAUGAGUCCAUUGGGUUACAAAAGUUAAAUUACGAUGGAUCUGUAAAUAUAAUUCGCUAA